Zerene cesonia (dogface butterfly) is the source of this 1091-nucleotide messenger RNA. It is a transcript of the gene wgn, whose product is annotated as tumor necrosis factor receptor superfamily member wengen. Gene Ontology annotation, molecular function: protein binding. Bases 295 to 978 code for a protein of 227 amino acids. Lineage: Eukaryota; Metazoa; Arthropoda; Insecta; Lepidoptera; Pieridae. The transcript has 4 exons. The record is from RefSeq and is a predicted model, not a curated record.
CGGGAGUUGAGUUGGGCAACGGACUGUCGAGUGUCGAUUCGAUUAAGAUUUGUCAGUCACGCUAUUUAAACAAUAAAGCGUAGGCGCAUUUAUAGAAUCCGUUAUCAUUUAAUUGAGUUUAUUUCAUAAAUAAAUUAAAUAUAUCUAUAGUAUUUAAAAUCACGAAUAGUGUGUGCUUAAAGAUGAACAUAUUUUUAUUUAUAAUUAGAUGGCCAGGAGUUAUGUAAAAAGAAUCAGUGUUUGGAGUGUAUUUAAUUUGAGAUGUGGACCUUUUUGAAGACAUAGGUAACAUACAUGAAUCUAAGCUUUAAGGUAAUGCGAGGAGAGAUACUCAGGUUAUGUUUGCUGAUCGCUAUCCUGACGCUCGCUCCCGUCUUGGGCGGCGGCGCCUGCGAGCGCGGGAAAACCUGGUGGGAUCGAGAAAAUGGCGACUGUAAACCCUGCACCCGCUGUGACCCACGCCGCCUCGCCGUCAAGUUCCCCUGUGAGAUACAUAGGGACACCAUCUGCCAACCGCUUUACGAGGUCCGCAUCUGGCCCUUUAACACACCACGAAAAGACAAUGACUCAAACGCGAGUGAAUUAUCUAGUGAUUACGAAUAUUACGAAUACUCGGACUACAGCGGUGAAGUGACUGAGAGUAGUGCUCGUGAAAGUGGUUGGGACAUACAAACGUCUACAUUGACUUUAGCAGUUAGUGGCUGUAUUGUUUUUUUCGUAGUGGUGCUUACCCUAUCCGUCUACCAUGCGAGACAGUGGCGGGCAUUGAAACAAGCGCUUACGUCAGCAGAUGUGCACGAUAUAUCAGCUAAGCUGAAACUGAUGGAAGCUGGUGGUGAAGCUCCAGCCGAGCCGUUGGUGGCCACCGACCAUCACAUAUACUGCAACAUUCACGCCGGCAAAGAUGCUUUGCUAGGAUCACCGACUGUUAAAAAAGGCUUUGGCAACGUGUACACUCAAGAAAAACACUCCCCAUAAUUACCACCGACUAUAUGCAAGUCAUGCAAGUACAAAUAUAAUAUGGAAACCUCGCACAUCACAUUGAAUGAAGUAAUAUAUUUAGUUCGAAAUAAACGACGUACAUAACUUUA